Messenger RNA from Spodoptera litura, 1662 nucleotides. It is a transcript of the gene Dh44, whose product is annotated as corticotropin-releasing diuretic hormone 44. Gene Ontology annotation, cellular component: extracellular region. Lineage: Eukaryota; Metazoa; Arthropoda; Insecta; Lepidoptera; Noctuidae. The record is from RefSeq and is a predicted model, not a curated record. Gene Ontology annotation, molecular function: hormone activity.
AGCACGCCGCCCGAGCCCAUCGACACACAACUUUGGCGCGCCCAAACGUUCCAACAGAGAACUUGGCGACGGACAACAUAUAAUAUACUCUCAAUUUAACAACCUCAUUUAACUUCAAUAUAUUUAUUUCCCAACAACGACAUCCUCCAGUGAGUUGUGACUAAGUUUUUUAAGUGAAUUCUACCUUAGCAAAACAUUUUCCGCGAACUUUUAGUUACUUUCGAAGUUUUCGUCGGCGCGACAACUCUGUCGGUCGGAGAUCCGUUCCAGACUCAGUUUUUACAUUCCUAAAGCAAAUAUGAUGUGGUGGGCUCUAUGGUGUGCCGUGGUGGUGGCUGGAGGCGCUGGCGUCGCAGCAGCACCCGCACCCGACUCCCUAACUCCCCUCGACUUGGUACAAAUGGACUCAUCAGCGCCUGAUGACGAGAGCCUGUACGCGAUGUCACCGAUGGCUGCACGGUACUCCGCCGGUGCGCCCUGGCUAUACCUGCUCGCCGAUAUGCCCCGGGAUUCACAGAGGUUGGCGGACCUGCACGAGGGUCGCGCGCGGCCAAAGCGCAAGAUGCCAUCGCUUUCCAUCAACAACCCCAUGGAGGUGCUGCGGCAGCGGCUGCUACUCGAGGUGGCCCGCAAGCAGAUGCGUGAGGCCAACCAGCGACAGGCCGUCGCCAACCGACUCUUCUUGCAAAAUGUUGGCAAACGAGGAUUCUGGGCCAAUUCUGCUCCGACCCGCUACGACAACUAGAGCCUUCAGCGACUGACUCCUUUCUGUUUCCUGCGAGCUGUCGCCACUGCCUGGCUGGAAAUAAGAUAUUACGCCAACAUACUUACCGCUAUAAAACCUCCUUGGAAUCCUAAACUAUAAAUUAAAAUAAAGAAGUAAAUAAACUCCUUCUGGUCACUGAACAGACGCGCCGUGUUUUUAUUUUUGCAAAAACCGGGUGAUUUAAAAAAUAUUUUAAUGUAUUUACCUUCCAUCCGAUAUACGAUACGAAGGAAAGUGUCCACCUACGUCGUCCUUUGUCAAUUUCAUUCAUUAACUUGUCCUUUAAUCAUUAAUGUGUACAUUAAUAGCCAAAUAUACGAAAUAGGGUUUAGUUCAGCUAAUGGUAGCUAUUGGCUUGAUAAAUUCAGAUUAAUAUCGAUGUUGACACUCGAUGGUGUAUCGGAUGGUGAUGCUCUAGUGGGUGUGUGUUACCCAGCUCAACACACGCCUGUAGGUUGUCGUAAUGGCUUGUUUGUGGUGAACACAGCUGUCCCAACUCUCUAUUGUAUUUCCAUAAUAGUAUUUUUCUACGCUUGUUAAUUGUUGUUACUUAGGUCGUUACUUCAUUCAAACUUACCGAGAGCAUCUCUUCAUAGAUAGUUCUACUUUUUAUGAAUAAUUUGUGCCAAAUUGCUACUUAUAAAUAUAGUAUCGAUAGCCUCGUAGAGUACCUAUACUUUUGUAUUCGAUAUGCCUUUAACUUAUUUUUCAUACUGUCUUAUUACAUAAUGUGAACGUGAUAGACGUUUGCGGUUAGUUUCUACGUAAUUUAUAUGUACAGAGUAGUUUAAUGUACUUAUAUGUAUUUUUACGUUACAAAUUGAUCUCUCAUAGCAUAUAAAUUGUAGUAAAAAUGUAAUAGUUCAUACAUUAUAAAAUUACGUUCAAUAAAAACG